Molecule: messenger RNA, 2397 nt
Organism: Paramecium octaurelia
Lineage: Eukaryota; Ciliophora; Oligohymenophorea; Peniculida; Parameciidae
Source: the annotation of a GenBank genome assembly
AUGAAUUCUGAAGUUCAUAAUCAAAUAAAAGAUAAAUUCUCUGAAGUUUUCAAAAGAGGAUCUUCUAUUAAUUAGGCACAUCCUUUUGAAGCAUUUGCUAUUCUAUUCUUGCUAGUUGUUUGGCCAUUUAUGGAAAACCAAAAACAGCAAGAAGUUCAUCUGACAAUCAGAGUCUUACUUUUAUCAUCAUUGAUGGGGAUAAUGAAGAAAUCAAAGAAAUAAAUUUAAAUAAAUGGUAAUGUAGUGAUGUGCUUUGGUAUUAUCAUACAAAUAUUGAGUGGCAUCUUAUAUAUCUAUCAUAAGUAAAGGUAAAUGAGUAUCAUAAUAUUACUAAAGCAACGAACAUUGUCAAAACUACCUUGUUACAGUUGGUUUCUUGUUGUUUAUUUGUAAUCGAUUUUCUUUAACUAAUGUGCGGAUCAUCUCUUACUCAAUUUCGUUACUCUCCUUAAUCAUUCAGGUACUGUUCCAAAACCAAGUCUUUAUCAUUCUCAAGUACAGUGCUCUGGCAGUCAUAGGAAUAGAAGGCUCGAUUUGGAAAAUGAAUUAUUGGAAUAAAGAAUAGAAUAAGAAAUUGCAUGAUUUUGGAAUUGAAUUGGAAUUUUUGAAGGGGGAAUACAUUGAGUAAAUUAAUAAGAUAAACGAGAAGGUAGAGUCUCCGAUUUAGGAACAAAUCUCUUCUAGGGCUAAUGAUUUAUUAAGGAAACUGAGAUUAUUAAAAUACCAGUAAUUAUUAAUUAAAAGUAAUAAUGUUCAGAAAGGAAUAACACGUAAGCCCAAUAAAUUAAACACUGAUAUUCAUAAAAAUUCAUUUUCAGCUAGAUAAUUGCCAGAUCAACAUGAUGAUGAUCGUAGUUCAAUAGACGAGAGUCUAAUUGAAGAUGCUGGUAAUCAAAAUAACAAUCACAAUGAUUCCAAUAAUAAUGGCACUAAUAAAAAUCCUCCCAUAUUUAUUAGAAAAUCUUAAAGAAUGAUGACCAGUGCAACAGAUUAAAUUCAAUAUAGAAAUAUUGAAAAUUCGCAUAGUGCAUCAUUUUAAGAGAAGAAUCAAGAAGAAGUUCAAAUUACUAUUGAGGAUAUUGAUGAUUUACUGAAUUUACUAUCGAGUAAAAAGGACACCAUUUGGCUUCCUAAGUUUUUAAGAAGUAAUCAAUUGAUCAAUGAACAGGAAGGUUUCACUAUAGAUGCAAAAUAGUAAGAAUAGUCAUUUAUGAAUAUAGAUUUCUACUUUCCCAUUUUACAUAAAGGUAGCCUUCAUUUUAAUUUAUUGAUGUUAUAGAGGAUUCAGAUUCAGAAGAUGUUUUUGAUGAAAUUGAUUUUAAUACAGAUUACUUACAAUUUUGGAAAUUGUAGGAUAAUAGUUAAACCAGAGUGUUUAUCGAAACAUCCAUUAAUUUAUUUAAAAGGUUUAGAAUAGCUUAAACAUUAAAGAUUACAAAAUAAGAUAUUAUUGGUGAUUUUGCCCUUAAAUUGUUUACAUAAUAUCAUAACAAUUUGUACCAUAAUUCAUUGCACGCAUUGGAUGUUGCCAAUUCAACCGCUUUCUUUUUAAAUAAUGGACUAAAUGCAUAAUUAGAUGAAUUUGAAUUUGCUUGUUUAAUAGUCUCUUCCCUCGCUCAUGAUUUAGGUCAUCCUGGAUUAAAUAAUGGAUUUAUGACCACCAAUAGAUGUAAAUUAGCACUUUUAUGUAUGAAUAUCCUUAAACUAAAAUAGACAAUGAUUAAAGUGUAUUGGAAAAUUACCAUUCAUUCCUUCUAUUUUAAAUUUUACAAUAGGAACAGUUUAAUUUAAUUUAAAAUCUUGGGUUGCCAGAGUAGAAGGGAUUUAGAAAGUAUUGUUUGAAUCUAAUUUUGGACACGGAUCUCACAAAACACUUCUAAUUGAUGAAUAGAUUUUAGAACUACUUGGACUUAUCAGAAUCUCAAGUUACUGAUAAAUCAUUAGUGAUGUCUAUUUGUAUAAAGUGUGCAGGUAUUCUUUAUUUUGAUUCAAGAUGUUGGUCAUGGGGCAAAAUAACUAAAAAUGCACAAGUUAUGGAGUCGUAGAAUAAUUGAAGAAUUCUUUUUGUAGGGAGACUUGGAAGAUUAUUUGAAAGUUCCUAUAUCUCCUAUGUGUGAUAGAAAACAGAGUGUCGCAAAGUCAUAGGAAGGGUUUCUUAAGGCAAUUGUAUUACCAAUGUUUAAUGCUUUUGCUAAAUUAUUAUAAAAGUAUCUUAUGUGAUAUUAUGUAUUUAGUGAGAAAGUGAAUUCAAUAUGUUUGUCAUAGAUCCAUUAAAAUUUAUAAUAUUGGCAACAGCAGAUAAAUGAUGAAGAAUUUAUGAAGGAGACUUACGUUGAAUCUUAAGGUGUAGAAAACUUAAAGAAAUUUUUGAAUUAGCCCCUAUAACUUAAUUUAUGA